AUGGCGGCGCCUCAGGCAUCCAGAGGUCUGCUUGAGCUCUCCUUGGGAAAAUUCCGGAACGUGGUACUGAACCGGAGCAGUCCGGUGGAGGCUGUGACCAGGGACAUUGCAAGCAAUGUGACUGUCAUUGUUUUCCAAGUGCAUGCCCAGCAGAGCGAUGUGGUCAUAUCCUUUGAUAAGCAUCCAUCUGUUAACAGCUCAGGAAUUGGAGUAGACAAAGGACUGGUUUCCAUCCUUCGGCUUCAGCAGACUGUAUGUACGUGGUACCUUCGGGCACUGGAUGUCAGCCAGGUGCUCAGCACAGCUAUCUCCAUUCCCUACAUGGAGAGAGAUCCUAUUCCUGGAGGUUGCAAUCUAGAAUUUGACUUGGAGGUGGAUCCUAACAUUUACCUGGACUAUACGUUGGUUGAUACGCACAUCAAGUUUGCCCCUGCAAACUUGGGGUAUGCCAGAGGAGCAAACCCACCAUCCUGUGAUUCAGGGACGGCUCAGAACUCGAGGUGGCGACUGCGCUAUGAUGUCUAUCAGUACUUCUUACCGGAGAACCUCCUUUCUGAAAUGGUGCUCAUGAGCCACAUACAGAAGAUGUCUGAGGUGCAAAGUAUCAAAGCCAAUGGCAUUAAAAUGCUUUCUCUGACAACUGAUGACAAGACCAAUGUCUACUUUUCCUCACUUCCUGGACAAGGUGUAAUCUACAAUGUCAUCGUAUGGGAUCCUCUUUGGAAUACCUCUGCUGCAUACAUACCUGCACAUACAUAUGCCUGCAGCUUUGCUGACUUAGUGGACAACUGCUCUACUCUCAGCAAACCCUCUACCAAAGUAUUCUUCACUACGCUUGCUGUUCUUGGUCUUUUCACUUGUUUUUUUGGACACAGAUUCUGGAAAACAGAUUUAUUCUUCAUGGGCUUCAUAUUUGCAGCAUUCUUCUUCUUUGUAUUCAUUACAAGGAUAACUGGCCUUGGUUAUGAUGUGCGUCUCAUUUUGACAGCAGCAGCUGGAAUUGUUGGAGGGCUUUUGCUGGUUGCAAGCUGGUGGAGAUUUGGGUCUGUCCUGCUUUGUAUGUAUUUUAUUGGACUUGUGCUGGGAUUUCUCUUUUCAUCGGUGGUCUUCUUCACUCCGCUAGGAGACUACAGGGUCUUCCAUGAUGAUGUUGUGUUCUGGGUGACGUUUUCUUCUGUAGCCUUGAUGAUUCCAGUGCUGUUUGUUGGCUGUCCCAGAAUCCUGAACAUAAUGGCCUCUGGAAUAGUAGGCUCUUACACAGUGAUUCUGGCUAUUGCUUGUUAUGUCUACACAAGUCUUUCUUACAUCACCUUAGACCUACUCAGAAGGAUUCUCAAUGAUUACUUCAGCAGAGCUUACACCAAUGUGCCUUUUCAAAGAAAUGACUUCAUUAUCCUGUCAGUGUGGACAAUGCUGGCCCUCAGUGGAGUAACUGUGCAGCUUCGCCAAGAGAGAAGCAAGGUGCCUUUCCCACCACACCCCUAUCUCACCUGGAAGCGAGAAAGGGAGCGCAGAAGCACUAAUGUCUUGGACCCUAGUCAUCAUAUCCCUCCCCUGAGGGAGAGGAUCAGUAACAAGCUGCUGCAUAUCAAAGAGUUUUUUCACAAAGAGCAGCCAGCUGGGGAGAGAACUCCAUUGCUUCUGUAAUCUGCCAAAUAACUGGUGGGAACAGAGAGGAAGACUCUAGAAAUGGUGAGAUGAGGGAUCACCAGUAAACCAACCAGUGGUGCAGGAUUUACCACUGCUGAAUUGCACUGCUUAAUACGAGGAUCAUAUUUACUCAGCCUGGAAUAGAAGCUCCCAGUCUGGUACACUACAUGCUCUUUUGUGACUCUUUCCUCAGUGGCCCACUCAGCCUGCUGCAACGUGUCUAGCUGCAGGAACUUGUCCUCAUGGUCAGGUACAGGGGUUUAUCACUGGUCAUCUUGCUGUUUGGUUGUGUGAGGUACAAACCAGCUGUUUCAAAAGCCAUGUGUCCAAUGCUGGUUCCUUCCCUCACAGUGUGGAAACUACUGCUGAAAUCCAGCUUGCCUUUGGGAGCAAGUCUGUUGAAUUGUGAGGUGUGAGAGACAAGGGCCACACACAGGAGUUCUUGUAGGAACUGAAGUGUCACCUUCUACUGUAGGUAGGAAAUGCGUGGCUGCAGACAAAACCUCUGAAGAAGCAUUACCAGACGUUGCAAGCUAUGCUUAAGUGACUUGAAUUUAAACUGCACUGAAUUAACCGUUUUAAAUACGCACGGUGCGGCUCAGGAGUUGGACCUGAUCCGAAACAAGAAGACUUUUCCCCUUGCUUUUGGAUGGUUCUGUAGCAAGCUUGUCAUCUGGUCUCUGUGCAGAAGUGACUGCUAAGAGAACACAAUAGGUUUGCCUCCUUGUUUGCUUUCUGAACAGUGUGUGUCUUGUUUCUCCUCUGGUAUAAUCUCUCUCUUGAUGGUGCUGUCACAGAAGAACUAAAUCAGCUCUGUGUAGGCAAUGGCAAAUUGUUUGUUUUUCUCCUGAAACUGGUUGAAAAACUAACAAUUUUUAAUCAAUAUAUCUUUCGAGUUUGCCUUUUAAGGAGUGAAAACAGCAUCCAGCUAGCAAAGUACUGACUUUGCCUGCUGACUGAUUGUGUUUCUUACCAGUUUGGAUUGCACAUGCCCGAAGCAUUAUGUAGUACUAAAAACAGAUAAAGGACUGCUGCUGCCUUGAGUAGAGGAUUGUGAUCAACAGUGGUGGCUUUGUUUGCUUCCUUAAAAGUGAAUUAAACAGCCAUAUUCAAGAUGCAAACAGGAGCAUUGUGGCUCACAUAAACACACCAGCAGUCCUGAGGCUGUCCAUGUUUUACCUACCCCUGCCCUCAUGGCAGUCCCUGGUCUUCAUGUUCAGUGCUUACAAAGUGAUCUGUCACGUGUUAAAUGAUGCUUGAAGUCUUGAUGCAGAUUAUGGUGACUCACUCAUCUUUCUCAUUAUCUGUGCCUCUAGUGUGAGCAGCUAAGUGCAGAGUCCUUCCUGCCUGACGGUGAAUGGCUGUUUGGCUACCCGAGUGGAAUCACCUUAGUGGUGGAAACUUAAGUUCUUGGGCACCACUUCCAAUUCUUGAUAGUAAGUAGGUAAGAAACAACUUUGUAAGGAAACUGGCAAAAUAACUGUCUCUGGGAAUUUAGUUGAAAGUUAAACCACCUUGGCUAAUAGGAAGGAAUUAAUGGCUCUGAAAUGAUUCACCAGCCAUUUUUCUUUUCAAGAGUGAAGGCCUAGUGAUGUAUUGCCUGAGGGGACUGGGCUCAUCUGAUGUUUAGAGGGACAAAUCCCACAAUGCUAGAACCUCUGCUUCAAACAGCAAAGUAAGCCUGAAAUCUGGCAGUUUGGGUUGUGCUUGGUUGUGCUGUUGCGUGGCACAGGGGGGUGCCUGAGAAGC
Molecule: messenger RNA, 3399 nt
Organism: Dryobates pubescens (Downy woodpecker)
Lineage: Eukaryota; Metazoa; Chordata; Aves; Piciformes; Picidae
Gene: TM7SF3
Product: transmembrane 7 superfamily member 3
Exons: 13
Coding region: 1-1647 (548 amino acids)
Source: RefSeq, a predicted model, not a curated record